CCGCCGUCCACCGUUUCCGCACACUUUCUCCCCCAACUCAAGUUCUCGGUCUCUCUCACGUACUGGAUGAUUCCAUCGACUGCGGCCACUUCCAAUGCACAGACGCUCGUCUGGCUCGCCGGCCGAGGACGACGCUGAAGACUCCGUGAUCACCGUCUCUCGAACCCAGACUGAGCCCAGCCAUGUUCCCCAUGUUCUCGAUCCGCCGGAAAAAUCCCGCUCGCAGGCAGCUAGAACCGGCACCAGCUUCGACCUGCGGCGAGACACCACAGGCACCUCUAAUACACGCUCUAGAAACUCGAGCCUCUGGCGCACUCCCUCUUCCUCGCACGAAUCCCGUUCCUCGUCGGUUAUGACGCCGCUGGCCUCCCAGCGACUACCCAUGGAAGCUUCCCCCGAUGGCCAGCAUCGCUUUCGUCCCUCGCACCUCCGCAGUCCCUGGCCGAUCUCCGUUCUAGCGGCGCUCACUACGCUCAUUGCCUCCAUAUUCCUAUUCUUCAUCUGUCGGUCUUUCACCGUACGCCAAGUCGGCGGUGAUGGAUGUGGCAUCCCCGUGAUGAGCCCCACGUUCAUCCGCAUGGUCGGAUUCGAUACGGAACAUACUCGCUUUGCCAGCAAAUACAAUCUGUUUCUCUAUCGGGAAGAAGGGGUGGACCCGUAUAACCAAGAAAAUCUCGGGUUGAAUGGCGCCCCGGUACUCUUCUUGCCUGGAAAUGCUGGCAGUUACCGACAAGUUCGCUCCUUGGCUGCCGAAGCAUCGCGACACUAUGCCGACGUGGUCCGUCAUGACCAAGAACGUCUUAAGGCGGGAACUCGCAGUCUGGAUUUUUUCAUGAUCGACUUCAACGAGGACAUGGCGGCCUUUCAUGGUCAAACGCUGCUGGACCAAGCGGAAUACGUCAACGAAGCCAUCUCGUACAUCCUAUCGCUCUACCACGAUCCCCGCCGGUCGCGCAGAGAUCCCACUCUGCCAGACCCGAGCUCUGUCAUCCUGAUCGGACACUCAAUGGGAGGGAUUGUGUCUCGUACCGCUUUGACCAUGGCGAAUUAUCAGGCAAAUACCGUAAAUACCAUUAUCACCAUGUCGGCGCCGCACGCGAAGCCCCCGGUUUCGUUUGAAUCGGACAUUGUGCACACCUACAAACAGAUCAACGAUUACUGGCGCGACGCCUACUCACAGACAUGGGCCAACAACAAUCCGCUAUGGCACCUGACGCUGAUAUCCAUCGCCGGCGGUUCCCGUGACACAGUGGUUCCUUCUGACUACGCCAGCAUCUCAUCGCUCGUUCCGGAAACGCACGGCUUCACGGUCUUUACAUCCACCAUUCCGGACGUUUGGAUAGGGAUGGACCAUUUGUCUAUUACAUGGUGUGAUCAAUUCCGCAAGGCAAUCAUCAAGUCACUAUUUGAUGUUGUAGAUGUUCGUCGGGCCAGCCAAACGAAACCGAGAGCUGAGCGCAUGCGGAUUUUCAAGAAAUGGUAUUUGACUGGGCUGGAAAGUGUGGCAGAGCGAACGCUCCCUCAACAAGAGCCUAGCACGCUAUUGACAUUAGAGGACAGCACCAACACCAUCCUUCCCCAAGGCCAGCGACUGGUACUUCGUGAGUUUGGUCAGGAUACCGGCCCGAACGUCCAUCUGCUGCCAGUUCCUCCGCAAGGUGUGUCAGGGAAAAAGUUUACGCUACUUACAAGCCAGCAACUUGACAAGACGGGGGAGCACGGGACUCUGGAGGUUCUGUUUUGCAGCGUUUUCCCCAUGCACAAUGGCAAAUUUGCCGGCGUAUUCUCGAUAAACAUGGACUUCUCCGGUGGCAGUACGGGCUCAACUCGCCUUGCUUGCAAGAAUGCCGCUGAGGAUGGCAUUCACUUGCCGGCAUCCACGCAUUUCUCAAAACAUGCUUACGACAGAGUGACUCCAUUCUCAUACCUACAAUAUGAUCUGGAGGACCUUGCGGAGCACCAGUUCGUGGCGGUCGUUGACAAAGCCCGUUCGCCGACCCGCGGAUGGGUCGUAGCUGAGUUCUCUGAUAGCUCGGACUCCGUGAUCAGAGCUCAUGUGGGCUUGGGGGGUCUCCUCAGUGCUGGAGUGAAGAUGCGACUGCCGGCCAACCGUCCGAUGCUCACGGAGGUCAAGAUUCCUGCGUUGCAUUCGAGUCUGCUGAAUUACAAGCUCAAGAUCGUGCGACGGGGCCCGCGGCACCAGCAGGAGCUAUUUGCUCCGUUGUUGCGUCAGUCGAUCCCGGAUCCGCACGAGUCGAAAUUUUUCGUCAAUGUUCAGCAUGUCCAUGUUAACCUGCACGGUGUUGCGCCCUUCAUGCCUCCUCCGCUUCGCGAGCAGGCAGCCCUAGGCGGAGUAUCUUUUCAACUGUGGACGGACCCGACUUGCGAGUCAUCGGUCGAUAUAUCCUUGGCAGUUGAUAUUCUAGGUAGCUUGGGCGAGCUUGUGAUGCGGUACCGCACUGUCUUCGCGGCUUUUCCAGUCCUUGUGAUCGCCUUGGUCCUCCGCAAGCAGUUCCAGGUGUAUAACGAAACCGGCUAUUUCAUCACCUUUCUGGAAGGCCUUGACAGCACUAUACGGUCGUCUCUGCCCCUGCUGCUACUGGCUAUGUCCCUGCUGGCUUCCUCCCUGGCUACAUCGAGCACUCUGCCGCCACGUGAUGAGAUGUUCCAUUGGCGCACGAACGCUACGGAAACUCCAGUGGACUAUACGAAGAACGAUCUACUUCUGGGUUCUCAGGAUGCCUUCUUCUGGUUCUUGGUGCCCGUCUUCGGUAUGAUCAGUGUGGGCGUUUGUGUCCUGAUCAAUUAUGUCGCAUUGUCUCUUCUGUCAGUGUUGACAUUCGUAUAUGGUCUAUUGAACAGCCGGUCAGGUUACAUCAAGCGGGAUGAUAAAGGAAACCUUUCGCUGUUCUCAGCUCCUUCACCUAGACGGCGUUUGAUCAACACGGUUAUCCUGUUGGUACUUGUCUCUACGGUGGUUCCUUACCAGUUUGCCUACAUGGUGGCUUGCAUUGUGCAACUAGCUACUUGCGUUCGCGCCCAGUGGCAUGCCAAAGAGACUAACUCCACAACACACUACAACUUCGCAAACUAUACCUACUCAAUCUUUUUGUUGAUGCUCUGGAUCCUUCCGAUCAACAUUCUUGUUCUGCUUGUUUGGGCGCACAAUCUCGUGGUCCACUGGUUUAUGCCUUUCUCAUCUCAUCACAAUGUCCUGUCCAUCAUGCCUUUCAUUCUGCUUGUGGAGGCUAUGACGACGGGAACCAUGAUCCCCCGCGUGACCACACGAUUAAAAACCAUUACAUCUGUUCUCCUCUUUGCGAUCGCGGUCUACUCGGCGGUCUACGGAGUAUCUUACGCCUACCUGCUCCAUCAUCUGACUAACAUACUGGCUGGCUGGCUGGUUGUGAUCUACCUGUUCGGCAGCGGCUUCUCAGUCCGUCGAUUGUGGCGGUUGGUGGAUGGAGAUGAAGGGGCGCCCGCGUCUUCGGAAGCCGGUAGUCACAUGAAGAAAAAGCCGUGAUGGUUGUCUAGCAACGCGGAGUGUUCUUUUCUCUUUCGCUGCUUAUAUCUUGCUUCUCUUCUUUGUUGCAUUUUGCCGGUUGCCCUUGUUGGGGCCAUGAUUAUAAGGAGUUUACUUGUCGUUUGCUUUGGAGCGGUGUUGUGAGUGCCUUUUUUUGUCCGUCAGAAAGACGGAUCAUGUACAGGAUUUUUGCUUCCGUAACUCCCCGAUCUAUCCGCACAAUUGAGUC
Aspergillus saccharolyticus JOP 1030-1 is the source of this 3752-nucleotide messenger RNA. Its product is annotated as GPI inositol-deacylase. Gene Ontology annotation, molecular function: phosphatidylinositol deacylase activity. Lineage: Eukaryota; Fungi; Ascomycota; Eurotiomycetes; Eurotiales; Aspergillaceae. The transcript has 6 exons. The record is from RefSeq and is a predicted model, not a curated record. The coding region runs from base 95 to 3523 and encodes 1142 amino acids. Gene Ontology annotation, biological process: GPI anchor metabolic process; endoplasmic reticulum to Golgi vesicle-mediated transport. Gene Ontology annotation, cellular component: endoplasmic reticulum.